AUGGAUCUUGCAGGUAAUUUAUUUGACCUUUGUUAUGGUAGUAGUAGAAAUUUUCAGUGGGGAAUAUUUCCAAACAGUGAAUUGCUCUGCUGCUGGUUCCAUUUUUCACAAUCAGUUGUUCGAUAUUGUCACCGAAAAGUUAAUUGUGUCUUGAAUUUGGUGAAGAGGCAUGAAGUGGCAGCUCGUAUUUUCAGAAUGGUAUUAGCAUUGCCUCAUCUACCGGCUGAAAGGGGUAAUCCCGGGUGCCCUAAUUUUUGUAUGGAAGAUGGGUUUCAUACAAUUGUCGCGUACACCUUACAAUUUCCUGAAAUCAGUGAGGUUAUGAGUCGUUUUCUGAGGGACUAUGUAUUUGAUUAUUGGUUUGUGCAAAUUGGUCCACGGCGCUUAAGCGUUUUUGGUCAAGAUCACCGGACCAACAAUUACUUGGAAUCUUUCCAUUCAACGUUGCUCACACAAAUUGGACGUCACCCUAAUAUUUGGGAUUUUCUUCAAAGACUGAUUAUUGUUGAAAAUCAGUUCUUUGUAGAAUUUCAACAGCGCACAAAUAACCUCACGAUUAGAGACGGUACUUCCAGAUCUCUAAGAGAAAACGCUACGCGGAUAAUAAGAGAGUCGGUACAACAACUCAACAGAGACAGUGACCUAUUAAUGUUUUUGAGGAGGACUGGUCACCGAAAUGAUGGGUAUGUUCAAGAACAGAUUGGACCUUAUCCCUGA
Messenger RNA from Macrosiphum euphorbiae (potato aphid), 717 nucleotides. The record is from the annotation of a GenBank genome assembly. NCBI's taxonomy places the organism in Eukaryota, Metazoa, Arthropoda, Insecta, Hemiptera, Aphididae.